AGAAUCCAUUUAUUAGACCUUCUGAUUGGCUGCUCACGGGUAACACGUGUUGUGUUGGGUUUUGUAACUCUCUUUCCGAUUGAUUACAAAAUAAAUUGUCUAUUUUCUACUGGUGCAGGCAAGACCGUAUAAAAGGUAGGUCAUUAAACAGGCAUGGCUCAUACCUGCAUUCACUGGUUCCGCAAGGGGCUCCGACUGCACGACAAUCCAGCACUUGUGGCUGCAUUGCGGGACUGCAAGGAGAUCUACCCUGUGUUUGUCCUGGACCCCUAUUCCCCCAACAACGUCAACAUUGGCAUCAACCGAUGGAAGUUCCUCAUAGGAGCCCUUAAAGACUUGGAUUGCAGCCUGAGGAAACUCAAUUCUAGGCUGUUUGUGGUGAGAGGUAAGACAGAUGAGGUCUUUCCUAAGCUGUUCCAGAAGUGGAAGGUGACGCGGUUGACGUAUGAGUAUGACACAGAGCCCUUCAGCCUCCGCCGGGACAAGGAGGUGGGCCGGUUAGCUGAAGAGCACGGAGUAGAAAUCAUCUACAAAGUCUCCCACACACUCUACAACAUAGACAGGAUAAUUGAAGAGAACAACGGGAAGGCUCCCCUGACCUACAAUCGGCUGCAGACCCUUGUCAGUAGUAUCGGUCCCCCCAAAAGGCCUAUCCCCGCUCCAACCUGUGAUGACAUGAAGGAUGUAAAGACUCCGUGCUCAGAGAAACAUGAGGAAAACUAUGGCAUCUCCACGUUAGAGAAGUUGUAUCAGGAUCCAGAGUCUUUGACUGAGGAGCUGUUCCCCGGCGGAGAGCAAAAGGCUCUGCGGAGACUGGACCAACACAUGGCGAGAAAGGAAUGGGUGUGUGGCUUUGAGAAACCACAGACGUCCCCAAACUCCCUGAGCCCCAGCACCACCGUCCUCAGCCCUUAUAUGACAUUUGGCUGCCUGUCAGCACGCACCUUCUGGUGGAGUCUAACCGACGUCUACCAAGGGAAGAAGCAUUCCCAGCCUCCCGUCUCACUGCAUGGCCAGCUGCUGUGGAGAGAGUUCUUCUACACAGCCGGCCUGGGCAUCCCCAACUUUGACAAGAUGGAGGGAAACCCGGUGUGUACACAGGUGGACUGGGACAGCAACUUUGAGUAUCUGGCUGCAUGGGCAGAGGCCAGGACUGGUUUCCCCUUCAUCGAUGCCAUCAUGACCCAGCUGAGGCAAGAGGGCUGGAUCCACCACCUGGCCCGGCACGCCGUGGCCUGCUUCCUGACCAGAGGAGACCUGUGGAUCAGCUGGGAGGAGGGCCAGAAGGUAUUUGAGGAACUCUUAUUGGAUGGAGACUGGUCCCUGAAUGCUGGGAACUGGCAGUGGCUCUCUGCUAGUACUUUCUUUCACCAGUUCUUCAGGGUCUACUCGCCCAUCGCCUUUGGGAAGAAAACUGACAAAAAUGGAGACUACAUCAAGAAAUACCUGCCCCACUUGAAGAAGUACCCAGCACAGUACAUCUACGAGCCGUGGAAGGCUCCCCGCAGCGUCCAGGAGGCAGCAGGGUGCAUCGUAGGUAAGGACUACCCGCGGCCCAUAGUGGAGCACGAGGUGAUCAGCAAGAAGAACAUCCAGAGGAUGAAGGCAGCCUACGCCAAGAGGUCCCCACAUUCCAGUGAGGAGUCACCCGGCAAGAAGGAGAAAGGUUUGUUUCCCCUAGGUACAGCUAUAGGAUCAGCUUCCCCUCCCCUAACCAUAGGAUAACACAGAGCGCCAUAUUCUGACUUUGGAUCUGCAUGCUAAAACUUGAAUGCAAGUCUCCCAUUGAUAUCAAUAAAUUAUGGAUCAAGUCAGAAUAUCACCCUGAAUGCCUUAAAUUACUAUUUAUCGCUAGUACCGACAACUAACGUUACAGUUGAUGAAAGGACUACUUGUCGGUAUUUAGGACAGGGACUGCAGAUUAGCUGUUCCUUGUCCAAAUAAACAUAAUAAAUAUGUGCUGCUAUAUCCUUGAUGGAAUGAUUCAUUGGAGCUCAUUGUUUGCAAUUAGGGAUGUGACAAAUGUACACAUUUUCUUAGCACUUAAACUGCCAUUUAUCUAAAUGCAGUCCUGGCUACCUACCCGACGGCACUCCCCUUACUGCUGUCCCCCAUUCACUCAGUAACGAUGGUAUAAAUGUAGUUUUAGGUUCUUAGUGCCACUCCAUGUCACACUUCUCAUCAAUAUGAUGACUCGUUGCAAUGUGUUCACAGACGUCCAACUAUGGUGUUUGAGAGCAAUCGUUGUACAAUUUCUCCAUCAGGUUUGUGGUGGUUUUUCGACAUGGCAUCUUGUAGUCUGGUUCUAGCUAUGCCAUUAGGGUAUUGAAGCAGACAUCCUCUACCAUUGACAAUGUCUGCAAUUAUAGAUUUUUUUCACACCUUAUCCCACUGCUGCCAGCAACGGGAUGGGUCUCACGGUGCCUCCCUUUCAGCAUUGCACCAGUACUGCUACUGUAGAUCAAUUCCACCUCACAAAGCUUGCAUUUAAUCACCUUCUCAUUUAACUAAAGUAUUGCCAUACUUAGCUGCUGUCGCUUUCAUGUCUCACUGCCAUUUUUCCAACUAAUAAAUGACAAUUAGGUGCGGAGCGCUUUAUCGGUUGCCAAUCAUUUAGAAAGAUGCAUGUCAUCUAUUUACAGUAUUGUUGUAGCAUUAUUUGCAACAAAAAUUCUAAAUGUUGACGAUCCCAAAUUAAUUUAAAACAUCACACCCCUAUUUGCUAUGGUUUGAAUUUAUAAUAAUGGUCUAACUCUUUCUCUUGCUUUUGAAGGUAGAAAACACAAAGCACCAUCUGUUGUGGACAUGCUGAUGAAGAAGAAAUUAUAGAGUUAAUGAUAUUGUUUUGGAGAAGUGUUCAUCUACUUCAAUUAGCGCUUGAGUAGAAGCUGCCAUGUUACAUUUUGUCUAUCAGUUUACAUGUCACUUAUACAUUAUGACUUUCAAUGUAUGGGAAUUGGUGGGCUUUUCCCCCGGUAUGUGCUGAAAAUAAAAACUAUUUUGCUAAACAUUCA
This is a messenger RNA of Salmo salar (Atlantic salmon), 3014 nucleotides long. The record is from RefSeq and is a predicted model, not a curated record. NCBI's taxonomy places the organism in Eukaryota, Metazoa, Chordata, Actinopteri, Salmoniformes, Salmonidae.